This is a messenger RNA of Betta splendens (Siamese fighting fish), 1579 nucleotides long. It is a transcript of the gene metrnla, whose product is annotated as meteorin like, glial cell differentiation regulator a. NCBI's taxonomy places the organism in Eukaryota, Metazoa, Chordata, Actinopteri, Anabantiformes, Osphronemidae. Gene Ontology annotation, molecular function: hormone activity. The record is from RefSeq and is a predicted model, not a curated record. The transcript has 4 exons. Gene Ontology annotation, biological process: energy homeostasis; positive regulation of brown fat cell differentiation. The coding region runs from base 256 to 1119 and encodes 287 amino acids.
CGCUUAGAGUUGCGGAGUCGGAGCAGAACUCACUUCGCGUUCCACGCAGCGCUGUCAGCACCGCGCGCCGCCGCCGAGCGUAAAAACGCGCCUGCAUCCAGCCGAGCCCUGCGGGAGGACCGUGACGAGGCCCGCGGGCCGAAGAGGAGCGCGGAGCGGAGCGGAGCGGGCGCACAUGGACGCGCUAUGUAGCCGGACGCACGGCUCUUUUCACCGUUUCGCUCGAGCCGAGGCGAAGUGAGCGGCCACAUAAACAUGCUCACCCCGACGCUGGCCUCGCUGCUGCCGCCGCUGCUGCUGCUCUGUCGGAUCUCCUCCGGCCAGUACUCAAGCGACCAGUGCAGCUGGAAGGGCAGCGGCCUGACCCACGAGGGCCACGCCCGCGACGUGGAGCAGGUGUACCUGCGCUGCUCGCAGGGCUCCCUGGAGUGGCUCUACCCCACGGGCGCCAUCAUCGUCAACCUGCGGCCCAACACGCUGUCGCCCGCCGCCGCCCGCCUCUCCGUCUGCAUCAAGCCCUCGGCGCGCUCCAGCGGCACCAACGUCUACCUGGACCGCGGCGGCGAGCUGCGGCUGCUGCUGCGCGAGCAGGACCAGGCCCGGGGCAGGGCGCAGUGCUUCGGCAUCCAGGAGGGGGCGCUGUUCGUCGAGGCCGUCCCGCGCGCCGACAUCAGCAGGCGCAUCACGGCGUUCCAGUACGAGCUGGUCAGCGAGCGGCCGGGAGCCGGGCCGCACUCGCCGGGGGCACCCUGUAAACCCUGCAGUGAUGCUGAGAUGCUUCUAGCGGUCUGCACCAACGACUUUGUGGCGCGCGGCAGCAUCAAGAAGGUGGAGCAGGAGGAGGAGCAGACGUCUGUGACCGUAGGAAUCAGCCGCGUCUACAGGCAGAAGACCCAGGUCUUCGUCCCCGGCGGCGUGAGGGUGCGGACCUGGACCGGCCGCAUCCACAUGCCGCCGCAGUGUGGCGUGAGGUCCGGCGAGGGCGAGUUCCUCUUCACCGGCACGGUGAGGUUCGGCGAGGCCUGGAUGGGCUGCGCGCCGCGCUACAAGGACUUCCUGCGGUUGUACCGCGCGGCGCAGCAGCAGGGGACCAACCCCUGUCACGUGGACACGGACUGAGCGCCGGCAGACAGGACGGGUCCUCACUGGGUGGGGAGGAACGUGGAACCAAAUGUGGGGAGAGAGGACGGACGGACGGACGGACCGGCCGCGGCGCGGAGCUCCUUCCCGUUGCCGAGGCAACGCGAACCCAACGCAAACGUCGGCGACCGCGUUUUAAUGUAGCAGAACUCAUUUGGUUUUUAUGUGUAUAAAAUGUGAAUGACUGGUGUAUAUUUUGAAGCUCCGCUGGCUUUGUGAAAAGCUGGAUGUACAGUUGUGAAGGUUUUUUUUUGUUUUGUUUUUUUGACAGAAGUGUACAAAGUAAAAGCCUCUUAUUUUUAUUUUGUUUAAAAAACUAUUUACAAUUUUAUGCCUGACUUCGUUGGCUUCUCAGGCUGUACAGUUGUAAAAGAAAACCCAACCAAAAAAAGAUAAAUCCUCUUUUUUUGCCUUUGAGAAUAAAAGCUUUUAUUCGCUG